AUGUUUGGUAUGGAGAGGGAAAUGGGAAUGGGGAGCCAGGUUCAUGGAGCUGAGGUUCGAACACUCCAUCAUCAAUUGCAAGCUUCUUCUUCCCAGUGGAAUAUCCCGAAGCUAAGUUUGGAAUUCUCGAUCAUGAAACGGCCUGCCCUUCAAUCACAUCCAUCGGGGCCAUCGACGCAGUCGGGUUCGAAAUCUAAGAAACCUCGGAAUGUUCCCAAGCCAGUCCAAUCACAAGCUACUCAAUCUCAUCCAAAGCCGGAUUCUAUUACCAUCGUGAUUGGCACCUACGAGCACAUUCUUUAUGGUCUCAAUCUGACGUUCCCUCCUUCCCCCGCCACUCCGACCUUCACCACCUUGUUCCAUUUCGUCGCCCAUCGCAGUCCGCUCAAUGUCCUCGCCGUACCAUCGUAUCCUGCCACACCAAUCUUAGCCAGUAGCGCCGCAGACUCACCGCUAACCCUAUGGUCUCUAUCGAAACGACGAUGUCUCGGGACGCUAUCGUGCGGGAUCCUUGCCACCGACGCUGGUGGGGCUGGUCGUGAACCUGGUGUCAAGGUAGCCCGCUUCGAUCGUUCCGGCAAGAUUCUAGUUGUGGGCGAUGAAACAGGUGGCAUGACAGUCUAUCGCACAAGUGAUUGGGCGUUGGUCCGAAAAUUCUCUGGAGGUGGAAAGGGUCGAGUCAACGAUCUGGCAAUCGAGCCCCAAAAAGGCCGGAUUAUGCUCAGCGUUGGUCAAGAUCGUUGCCUAAGAAUGUGGGAUCUCAGUGGGGGGAAAGAUAAAGGGAAACCGAUGGCAAGUGUCCGACUGGGCACGGAAUCUGAGCGUCUUGGUUGGAGUCCAAGUGGAAAGAAAAUGGUAGUGGUAACUGGGACAAUCGUCACAGUGUAUGACACAAUGAUGUCGCCAUUAUUCACAUUCACAUCUCCCCGAGGUCGAGUCCAUGAUGCCAAGUUUUUUAUUGAUCAACGAUCUGAAGAAUACUUAAUUUUGGGUUGUGAUGAUUCGGUUGGUCGGAUCUUUCAUCUGGGCCAUUCAACUGUCAACAGCGAUACCGAACCACAAUGCGUGGCCGAAUUGAUUGGCCACUCGAAUCGAGUCAAAUCCAUCGAGCUCGUCACUCUACCGAACGAAGGAGAUUCCACCUAUGCUGUAACGAUAUCCAGCGAUGGAUUCUGUCAUGUUUACCAAUUGCUGUCGGAGCAAUGGUCCGAUCCAGAAAAUCCAUAUGAACUCGAGCCGGUCGCAAAAUACGACACGGGAGGGUGUCGACUGACUUGCCUUUCAGCAGUUGCCGUUGCCAGUGGUCACGAUUCUCAAGACGAAAAGAAUACUCCAGAAGAACAGGAUGCGCAAGAAGACCAGAGUGCUCAAGAAUCAGGUGAUGAUGAAGAGGAUGAGUGGUCGGGGAUCGACUUGCAGGCGAACGGCGAAGAGUUAUCAUUGGAUAACUCCGACAGUUGUCCAUCAAGCGAUUCAGAACCAAAUUAGCCCGAACAGUAGUCUCAAUCACUCAUAGCCAUUGUCUUUUUGUUUAUUCAUACCAUCCUGUUCUGUUUGGAUCUUAAUUCGGAAUUUAAUUUGGAUACCACAUGUUGAUUUUCGCCUACACAAGCCACAGAGAACUCCUUUGCACCCUUGGCACUUUUUUCGUGCAAUAUGCAAUGUGAUCUUGAGCAUCCUAUCUUGAGUCUUGCGUAGAGAAGAU
Puccinia graminis f. sp. tritici CRL 75-36-700-3 is the source of this 1705-nucleotide messenger RNA. RefSeq lists its product as uncharacterized. Gene Ontology annotation, molecular function: protein binding. Lineage: Eukaryota; Fungi; Basidiomycota; Pucciniomycetes; Pucciniales; Pucciniaceae. The transcript has 5 exons. The coding region runs from base 1 to 1488 and encodes 495 amino acids. The record is from RefSeq and is a predicted model, not a curated record.